Adineta ricciae is the source of this 372-nucleotide messenger RNA. Lineage: Eukaryota; Metazoa; Rotifera; Eurotatoria; Adinetida; Adinetidae. The record is from the annotation of a GenBank genome assembly.
AUGGCCGCUACACUUGUUAAACCACCUAAUUCAACAUAUACAUUUGCCAGUCAGCCUAAAGCCGUCCAACAAUUGCAAGGACAACGACAAAAGUUUCGGCAAGCACCUGUUGAUUCGCAGGAUGAAAGCAAUAUUUAUGGAAAUAUCAUGUAUGAUCGUCGUGUUAUCCGUGGAAACACUUAUGCACUUCAUACACUUCCUGCUCAUGCUCAACCAGAUCCGAUUGAAGUUCAACGUCAACAAGAGGCGAAACGACGGGCGAUAGCAAGACGAAAAGCUCGAGAACAGAUUCGUACAAGAACACCUGAACCUGUACAUGAUCGAAGAAAUGUUGACGUUCAAACUGAACUCUAUCUUGAAGAACUCAGGUAA